GCGUCACUGUAAUAAUGGAGGACUGUCUUUUCUAGCCGGACUGAUGUUGUCCGUAUUGGAACUCUGUUACCUGUAAUCGGAGAGCAAACAACUCCCCUUCAUUUCAGCGUGUAGUUGAGGUCACAAUAACACUCCCAAGAUGACCACAGACACGCCAGCCCAAAGUGUGGGCUGCAGGGUAAUGACAUUCACCCCCUCCAAAGAGGAGUUCAAGGACUUUGGACGUUACAUUGCCUUUAUGGAGUCACAAGGGGCGCACAGAGCUGGGAUGGCAAAAGUUAUUCCUCCUAAAGGCUGGAAACCCAGAAAGACUUAUGAUGAUAUCGAUGACCUGGUGAUUCCCGCUCCCAUCCAGCAGGUGGUUACCGGCCAGUCAGGACUAUUUACACAGUACAACAUCCAAAAGAAGCCCAUGACUGUCCAUGAUUUCCGCAAGACCUCUAACAUGGACAAAUUCUGCAGCCCACGAUACGUGGAUUUUGACGAGCUGGAGAGGAAGUUUUGGAAGAACCUGACCUUUAACCCUCCACUUUACGGUGCUGAUGUCAGUGGAACGCUAUAUGAUCCAGAUGUGACUGAAUGGAACAUUGGUCGUCUCAACACUAUCCUGGACAUUGUGGAGAAUGAGAGUGGCAUCAAGAUCAAGGGUGUCAACACGCCGUACCUGUACUUUGGGAUGUGGAAGAGCGCCUUUGCGUGGCACACAGAAGACAUGGAUCUAUAUAGCAUCAACUACCUGCACUUUGGAGAGCCAAAGUCCUGGUAUGUCGUCCCACCAGAGCAUGGGAAACGGCUGGAAAGGCUCGCCAAGGGUUUCUUUCCAGGUAACGUCCAGGGCUGUGAAGCCUUCCUGCGCCACAAGAUGACUUUAAUUUCACCAUUCAUCCUGAAAAAAUAUGGCAUACCAUUUGAAAAGGUCACUCAGGAGGCCGGGCAGUUCAUUGUGACGUUCCCGUUUGGUUAUCACGCUGGUUUCAACCACGGCUUCAACUGCGCCGAGUCAACAAAUUUUGCCACUCAACGAUGGAUCGAUUACGGCAAACAAGCAACGCUGUGUUCAUGCCGGCAGGACAUGGUGAAGAUCUCCAUGGACGUAUUUGUACGCAAGUUUCAACCUGAACGUUACAAGCUGUGGAAGGCAGGGAAAGACAACGCUCCCAUCGACCACUCCAAGCCCACGGCAGAGGCCGCCGAGUUUCUGAAAGAAGACAAAAAGAUCGAACCUUCAAAGGAGAGUCCCGCUGAGGUGCCAUCCGAGGAGCCCAGCACUCCUGUCCAGGAGGACAAAAGUCCAGAGCCUCAAACUGGGACUAAACGUCAGCUUGAAGCUGUCAAAGCCUCUGAAGAUGUCAAACCUGAGCUGCCAGUGGUGGAGGUGGAGCCAAAGGAGGUGGAGGUGGAGCCAAAGGAGGUGGAGGUGGAGCCAAAGGAGGUGGAGGUGGAGCCAAAGAAGGCCAAGCUGUCACGUAAGGAGUCUCCAACUAAAGUGACCAGCAAGGCAGAAAAAGACACAGUGAAAGUCAAGGAGGUGAAGAAAGAGAAAGGGACCAAACCCCAGUCUAAAUCUCAGUCCAAAGCCAAUGCCAAGAAAACUUCAAACAGACGAAGUCCGCUGAAAAAAGAGAAGAACUGCGUGGUGGCUAUGGAGGUCUUUCCUCCCGAGCCCACUGAGAACCAGGUGGUUUCUCGGGGGUCUCAGGAGACCGGUGGAAGCGAGGAGCCUCCACUGGACAACAGCUGCAGCAAAGUGUUUCAGAGGACGCUGAGUCCCGCAGACGUCCUGCACGUCCACAGCUAUGCCAAAGGAGACUACGGUGACGGAGAAGUGCUGUCCAGAGAGGAGAAGAAGAGUGAGGAUAGCGACCAUGAAACUGAGGAGGACAACUGUCAUGUUGGCAAAGCAGUGAGUGGACAUAUAUUUAACAUUCAGGUGGCAAAAGUGAUGGCAGGAGUUCGAGAGUUUGAGACUGACCUUGGGCAGCUUCCAGGACACCAUCCACUCAUAAAAGACGGCAUGAGUGAUGAAGAGACUCCAGAAGAGCCGCCCCCAGUGGAGGCAGGGGGUGUGGAGGGCGAGGGCUGGGCCAAGCCUCUGGCUCACCUGUGGCAAAGCAGGCCACCCAACCUGAAGAAAGAGAGGGAGUACAACCAGCGAGUAGGCUCCAAACCUCCAUACUGCUCCAUCUGUUUGCUCUUCCACACGUACCACCAGACUGAAUGUGCGAACAGCAUCGACACGCACGUCGUGGUGGCCGGGGAGCGGAUGCGAACCAAACCUCUGAUUCCUGAGAUGUGUUUCACCACCACCACAGAGGACGACGCUGAGUGUGAAGAGCAACCGGUCACUCCUCGUCUGGAAGAAGAUGGAACCAGUCUCCUCAUCAGCUGCUCACAGUGCAGCGUGAGAGUUCAUGCAUCCUGUUACGGUGUCGAUCCAGCCAGUGUGAGCAAGGAGUGGAAGUGUGCACGCUGCAAGGCCAACGCCAUGACUGAGAAUUGCUGCCUGUGUUCAUUGAGGGGCGGAGCUUUGCAGAAAGCCAACAAUAACAAGUGGGUACACGUGCUGUGUGCGGUUGCUGUGCUGGAGGCACGCUUUGUCAACAUCACAGAAAGAAGUCCUGUGGACUUGAGUGGGAUCCCACUGCAGAGAUUCAAACUGAAGUGUUACUACUGUAAAAAGCGGAUGAAGAAGGCGUCUGGCUGUUGCGUGCAGUGCUCUCACGGGCGCUGCCCCACCGCCUAUCACCCCACCUGUGCACAGGCCGCCGGGGUACUGAUGCAACCAGAUGAAUGGCCAUUUGUGGUACACGUUACCUGCUGUCGACACAAAGGUCCCGCUCAGAUUGAGCGCAAUAAGGCAGCCAUGCACGAGCUGACCGUGGGACAGAAGGUCAUAUGCAAGCACAAGAACGGGCGCUACUACCAGUGUGACGUGGUGCAGCUGUCCAAAGAGACGUUCUAUGAGGUCAACUUUGAUGAUGGUUCUUUUAGCGAUAACCUUUUCCCCGAGGACAUCGUGAACCGAGACUGCGCUCAGCUUGGACCACCACCGCAGGGUGAGGUGGUUCAGGUGAGAUGGACGGACGGCCUGGUGUACGGGGCCAAGUUUGUGGCAGCUCAUGUCAUUCAAAUGUACCUGGUGGAAUUUGAGGACGGAUCACAACUAACAGCCAAGAGAGAUGAUGUCUACAGUCUGGAUGAAGAACUCCCCAAGAGAGUUAAAACCAGACUGUCGAAAGCAUCGGACAUGAGGUUCGACGGGAUCUUCGAGGAGAAGGAAAUCAUUCAGGAGUCAAAGAGACAGAGAGUAAUCAACUCCCGUUACAGGGGGGACUACAUCGAGCCUGUGAUUUACAGAGCCAUCAUGGAGUAACGGCCACUUCCUGUCUGCCCACCCACUCACCAGCAGCACUGACAGACUGAACUGUGCUCACUGUACCUUAACUUAGCAGCUAGCCGCAGAGAGAGUGUAGCUCCAGAUGACUUCCUUCAGGACCCGCUUUGGACUGUUCUCUUUUUUACUCAUCUGUCUGUAAGUCGAAGAAACGGCAGUAUUGUUUCAUUCAGUUUUUUCCAUACAAGUCCACAGGCGGGCUGAAUCCAAGCCCAGCAGCACGCAUCAGAAGGAAGCAAUACAAAAAAGGCAUUACAUCGGUCAAGUAGCAUUUUGACACAAAGAUGUCAAUUUAAAAAAAAUUGAGGUUUUCAGUCUGCUCUAAAUAUUUCAGUCACCUUAGUGUUAAUCUACGUUUAAAGCAAACUGUCAGCUUUAUUUCAUUUCUGUCCUUUACCAUUAGUGCCUGUGAUACACGGAGCCCGGCAAGUAACAGGUCAGCAACUCUUUAUACGCUCGGAUUUACAGUUUCUGAAUGUCUGAAUUCAUUAGAACUACCAGCAAUAUCCAAAAUGUUCACUCUUAAAUUUCACCGAUAAGACUUGAGGGUAUGAUUUAUUACCCUACACUCGACUGUUUUGUAGCACAGGAACAAACACGCCUGACUGCAGAUCCUCUGUGUUUGACCUCUGCACCCGGGUUUCCCACUGGUCCAGGACUCUUCUCUACAGUAGAGAAAAACCAAAACACUCAGUUGUUCCAAAAGUUGGACUUACUGAAGGAAGUGCGUGUGGAAGGGGCUAGUGCUAUAUGUGCACGCCAAGAUUUCCUUCACAGAAAUAUUACCCCAGUUACUGGUUCUUAAAUAUGUGAUGGCGUCACUGAAGCCAGGGCCACAUCAGUAGGCAAGGCUACUUCUGAGCAGCCCUGACAGACUCCAGGGGGAGGCUCAGCACUUCCUGCUCACACUAAGAACGAGUAUCUUUUUAAAAUGAUCACAGACAUACUUCUCUUCUUAAAGAUCAUUUAUGGAGAUGUUUAACAUUAAAUGCAGGAAUCUUCCAUUUUUGCUGACAGCAGCAGCUUCUUUGGGGGAUUUUGUGUUUAGAGUUGAAACUAUUGCAAAACGAUUGUAUUUUCACUGGUGUAGAAUCAGCUGACGGCUUCCACCUGCUGUUAGCUGCAGCAGUGGAAACGCACAGAGAGACAUCAAAAAUCUUAACGUUUACAGUUAAUUAUUUAAGGUGUCAGAUCUAAGAGCUGAAUUAACUUUUUUUUUACCAGUUACUCAAAAGAUUAGUUGGUUAAUUGUUUGAGCUUUUAAAAACUUUACCCCUGAAACUUGCCGGGUUUCAAACUUUGAGGAGGUUAGACUGAAAUACUGCCAUGCUAAUCUAAUUUAACACAACUUACUUCCACGCAGCAGGAGCCAGCACCAUAGUGUUACAGAAUAAACAGGACCCCCUACUUCACUAAAAGUGGCAAAUUCUUAUGAAGUUGAUCAAAUUUGCCACAAACCAUCAGACUUUCAGCUUGUGAGGCUCAUGUACUACCAUAGAUUGUAGUCACAGAGGAAACCAUUUGUUUCCUUAAAAGAUGCAGGAGUGACGUUGAAGAAUCAGGACAGUUCCUAACCUUAGAAGGUUCUUCAAGCUGUCCUGAUGGUAUUUUUAAAGGUUUAAAACCUUUAGAGAAACUGUUGAUCUGUGACGUCUGUGACAGAAACCUGAACUGAGGCUUCAGGGCAAAUGUUCACUUUAACAAGCAGGUAUCAGACCUCGCUGACUGCCAGAUUUAUUACUCGGGGCUACAUUUGUGCAUAAUGUAAUUCAUCACUCAUUAACAAGCUAAACUAGCCAAUUGGUUGAUCUUCUUCCAUUUGGCAUCCAUAGAUGUAAAUGAUUUGCAGAGUUGGAGAAUUAAAUUUCCCAAUAAUGACAUUUGGAAAAAUCCCCAAACCAAAAAUCCCCACCCCCCUUUAACCCAAUAAAAACACGAGUCUAUUAAGCCACAGUGCAGGUUACACAGUUACUCUUCAUUGGCAAACCUUCCAGCACAUCUGAACUGGUGUUCAGUCCAACGACACUCUGAUCACCUCUUUCUCAAGUGGUCUUGUUACAAGGAGAUUAUUUUAAACAGCAACCUCAGUGUUUCUCUGUAAUGCAGCUUGAAGGCCCGAGUUUCUGUACCGAUACUUAAUCAGUACUUAAAAACAACUAAGACCAACAAAAACUUUGCCUUAAAUCUGUCAUUUAUAAACUGUCAAUAACCUAUAUUUUACUCUGAUCAGAUGACUCCUAAUCUGAUGGGUUUUUACACACAUAGUGAGCAUUUUUAUGGCGUUUUGAGUUCAGUAACAGCAGUAAACUAAAUAUUUUCCACUACAAGUACUUGGGGACAAAUAAAUAACAUAUCAGUGAAGUCUGUUGAUUCUCCAAAGAGCCUCUUCCUGUGGAUGGACUUUGGUUUCAUUGGACUGCAGCUGGUAGUCCUCGUUCAGCUCUAACAGCCUCAGUGAGCUGUAUGUAGUGGCACAUGAACCAUUACUCCACCUUCUACUGGUUCUGGUGUCCCUUCAGCUUGCAGUAGAUCUUCAGACCAAAACAACCGUUAGCGUCAGCAGCUGCAGUCCAACAGCAAAGCUGGAGUCUGUCCAGCAGGAUGACAUCCUCUGUGGAGGAGCAGCGCACUGAUAUUUAGUACAACAACGACCCGACCUGUGAAGCCGUCAGGAAGGGAAAACAAGAUAAACAGUAGCAGCUGAACUUCUUAUAAUAAGGGUGAGAGGACUGUCCCAGUAAAGGUGGCCAAAAAAUAAAUUAAAUGCUUAAAUUUGUCAAUAAAUAUACUUAAGCAACACGACCAAGUAAAGUUUAUAUGUGGAAAAGACUAAUAUGUGUAAUAUUUCAGAGUUCAGAGGAUUUUACGGCACACUUUGAUGCUGUUUGAAAGAAUCUCCCUGUAACUUUUCCCAGCAUUCCCGGCUGCAGGGAUACAGGAAUCGAUGACAUAUUUCUCUUUGGGAGCAGUGCCAUUUAAUCCACUGAAAUUGCCUCCUUGUCAUUAACUGCAUUCCUUUACAUUUAGCAGAACUGAAAUUCGCUUUUUCAUGUUUUUACCUGCCUAUUUAUUAAAGGUGCUUUGAGAAAGCAGCCUCUGCAUUAAUAAGAGUCUGCAGUGACCCUGCAGCCGUCGAGGUUGACGAUGUAUGUUCUAUUUUUUCUACACUAUAGAGAUGAAUUUUAAAGAGUCCAUUUGGAUUUUUAAUGCGCUUUGUUUCCUCUCUCUCCUACUGAAAACUGUGCUUUGCACUUUUAUUUAAAUUUGCGAGGACAUUUGAACAGCUGUGUGCUAAAUUUGUUAAAAUGUUUAAGAAUGUUAAUUGUACAUUUAUAAGAUGUCUUAUGGAUUGUGUGCUCCCCUCCUCCUCCCGGCCGAGCCUCGGGCGUCACAGUCCGUCUCCAUCAGUCCGGUGCAGAAUGAAUUUAUUUUAUUCAGAAACUAUCAAAAGAGUUUUACGAGAGCGAGUGGGGAAGGGGAUUUUUUUUUUUCAAUUCUGUUUUGUUGUUGUUUUGUAAAAGCUGUUCUGUGUAAAUGUCAUUUUAAGAUGUUACCUGUCGACACAGGAGAGACCGGUCCACUCUCGUCGUCUCCUCUUGAAGGAAAAUAUGAAAAUACUUCCAGAUUAUCAUUGAAACAUUUUGUAAAAAGUCGUGUUCGUUUCAGUAAAGAAAUCUGCUUAA
Molecule: messenger RNA, 7077 nt
Organism: Pelmatolapia mariae (spotted tilapia)
Lineage: Eukaryota; Metazoa; Chordata; Actinopteri; Cichliformes; Cichlidae
Product: lysine-specific demethylase 4A-like
Exons: 22
Coding region: 140-3373 (1077 amino acids)
Biological process (GO): chromatin remodeling; regulation of gene expression
Cellular component (GO): chromatin; nucleus
Molecular function (GO): histone H3K9 demethylase activity; histone H3K36 demethylase activity
Source: RefSeq, a predicted model, not a curated record